Molecule: messenger RNA, 3096 nt
Organism: Plasmodium vinckei vinckei
Lineage: Eukaryota; Apicomplexa; Aconoidasida; Haemosporida; Plasmodiidae
Product: conserved Plasmodium protein, unknown function
Exons: 1
Coding region: 1-3096 (1031 amino acids)
Cellular component (GO): membrane
Source: RefSeq, a predicted model, not a curated record
AUGGAAGAAAUUAAAACUACGCCAUAUUCGAAAGUUAAUAAAAAUAAUAUAAAGUGUGAAAAAACAAAAGGAAUGUUAUAUUAUGUGCCAAUACGCGGCAAAAUCAAAAAAUGCCCCGAAAGAAGGAUGGAAAAUGAUGCCAUAUUAUUAAGUGCUGAAAAUGAUAAAUCUGAACAAAUAAAUGACAUUUCAUUAAAAGAAGGUGUAGAUAAAUAUGUAUUAAUAAUUCAUGAAAAAGACAUAAACAUAAAAAAUAAUUUAGUUAAAAAAAAACAAUAUGCAUAUUAUCCACCUAAAAAAGAAUCUUUAACAUUUAAGCGUAUGGGCAUAGGCCAAAAUAUAAAAAAACACACAUAUCCGAAAAAUGGGGAAAAAAAAAAUUUUCCAUAUUUCAAACAAAAAAUAGAGAAGGAACAAAAUAAUUUUAUUACAUGUUUUGACAAAAAAAAAAAAAAAAAAGAAAAAAAAAUUAAAGAAAAUAAUAACGAAAAAAAUAGUGAAGAUAAUAAUGAUAGCAGUUUGAAAUCUAUUAAUUAUAGAAAUGAUUUAUUUGACAAUAUUCUUAGAAAAAUCAAAAGAAAAAAAAAUAAAUUAAAAGAAAAAGCAAUAAAUGAAAAGUAUACUCUUAUAGAAAACAAAAGAAUUCUCGAACAAAACGAAUCCCAAGAAAUUCAAACAGACGAAGCAAUAAGUGUGAAUAAUAAUAGAAACCACAUCAUUUGUAAAUGUGAUUUAGUAAAUACAUGUAAUGAAAAUAUUUCAUACUAUGGAAAAAAGAGUAAUAGAUGGUUAUUGGAAAGAGAUUAUACAAACGAAAUAUAUAAACCCAGUAAAAAAAAUCAUGAAUUAAAUAUUGAUAGUAAACAUUAUAGAGAAUUAAAACAAACACAUUGUGAAAACUGCAAAAAUUGCAAAAGCAAUACACUAAAGUAUAGUAAACAAAAAGAUGGCAUAAUGUAUAUUAAAGUUGAUAAUAACUUUUUCAAUAGUAAUAAGAGCAGCGAAUUGGAAGGGCCCCCAUAUGUCACAUUCGAUAGAUAUAAUAAAGACGGGGAAAAUGCCACUCCCUCUAAAUUAAAUAAAUUUUUUUUUAUUUUUUGUAAUGGCUGUUUGGUUGUGUUUUUAGGAGUAAGCAAUAAUAUAUGUGGACGAAUGAGAAAUAGGAUACUAAAAAAUUUUGAUAGUCUAACAGCAUCCUAUAAUGCCAUCGCAUAUGUAAUCAUAUAUUCAUUUUUGUGCAUGUUGUUUAUUAAAUUUAAACAUAUUCGAAAGGAACAUUGGCUAUAUAUAUACCCAUGUUUAAAAAAUUAUUUUUUUAAACAAGUUUCACCAAACAAAAAAAAGCAAAAUGAAAAUAUCGAACUUUUAAAAAAUGAAGAAAUAGGGCAUGAAAGAAACUAUUUAGUUGAAAUAAAAAGUAAUGAAAAAAUAAAAAAAGCAAAAAAAAUUAUGAAUUUUUUUCACCAUAAUAAAAAAAACACACUACACGAUGAUUUCAUAAGUGAUAAUAGUAGCGAUGAAUCAAAUAAAUAUGAUGGAAAAGAAUAUGACAAGGUUAUAAAUAAAAGUGCUAAUUGUGAACGAUGCCCUACAUGUAACUCUGUCAUAAAAAUGGAAGAAAAAAGAUAUAAAGACAAUAAAAAACAUAAGGUAUACAACACAAAUGAGCAAUGCAGAUUUUCCAAAGAUGAAAUGAAGCAUCUUUUACAAAACGAGGAAUAUAAAAAGAGUGAAAAAAAUAUGUACAAAAUUGAUAAUGGGAAAUAUUUAAAGAAAAGUGAGCAUAAUAAUUGGUAUAAUAUGCUAACAUAUCAAUGGUCAAAUAUGGGAGCAUAUAAAUAUGUUGUUAUUGUAUCAAUUCUUGAUAUAGUUUCUAACACACUUUAUUUUGUAUCUCAGCUAGCUAUUCCAUUAACUAUAUUAUUAUUAUUAAAUCAAUUAAAUUUUAUAUUUUCUAUUAUUUUAUCUUAUUUAAUUUUAAAAAGAGAAUAUAAUAGGCAUCAUGCAAUAUCGGUCAUAAUAGUUUUAACAGGAUUUCUUUUUUUUUAUGUACCAUAUAUAUAUAAUGAUAAUACAAAUUUUUUACAAAAAAAAAUAUUAACAAAUUAUUAUAUAAAUUCAAAUUCUUUUAUAAAUCCAAACCAUUUUAAUAUAUUUGGUUCUAGAAAUUUAGACAUAAUUGAUGAAUCAGAUGAUUCCUUGAAUUUGCCACCAUUUGGUUUGAUAAGCUCAAUCAUGCUUUGCAUAUUUUCUAUUGUAUUAACAUCCUAUGGAGGAAUAUUAAGAGAAAUAUUUUUUUAUGAAUAUGUAAAACAAAGAAAAGAACAAAACAAAUUAAUGGAUAAUCAAACAAGUUUAGAGGAAACAUAUUUAUAUGCUCAUGAUAUAAAAGAGAUGGAUCAGAAUGGACAAGCAAAUGACCUUGAUUUUCCUGUUUUAUAUAAAAAAGAUGGAAAAAGCAAAAAAUGCAAAUAUUGUAAUAAGAAGAACAAAGACGAACUAAUAGAAUAUAGAUUACCACUAAAUAAUACACAUAAUAUAAAUAGAAUGAUUGAUGAGAGAGAGGAUGAUAAAUAUGAAUAUGCCACAAAAAAUAUAAAAGAACCACGAGUAUUAAAAAAGAUGAGUGUUGUAUUAUUAUCUUUCAAUAUUGCUCUUAUACAGAUAUUAUUAUUACCUAUAAUUUCUUAUUUUCAAUUUUUAUUUAACCCAAGUAAUAAAAUAUCCUAUUUAUUAUAUAUUAAGGAUAGUGUUCAAUGUUUUGCUGGGAUUACAACAGAAAAUAAUGAGAAUUGCAAAUUUUCUCUUUUAAUUUAUGUUAUAUAUAUAAUUGUAAAUGUUUUAUUUAAUUUAAGUGUUUCAUAUUUUUAUAGUAACUAUUCAUCAGCAGAAUGUUUUUUAAUUUUAAAAUCUUCAACACCUCUUACUUUAGUAGUUCUUUAUUUUUAUGAUUUUCCAUUUAUAUCAGAUAGUGACAAAUAUUUUUCAGUUUAUUUUGUUAUUAGUAUUUUUAUUGUUUUUACUGGGGUUAGCUAUUUUUUUUAUCAAAACAUUGCAACAGAAAAAGAGGAAAUAAAACCAGGGAGAAGAAAAUAA